ACUUCCUUUUACCUCCACGAGGCAACCAAGAGACAUCAGAAUCCUAAGGCUCACCGCUUUUCGGAUUGAAUAAGUCGGCCAGGAAAUACAAUGGAUAAACCACAAAAGACAUCAACUGAAGAGGCUCCGGUCCAUCGUAUCCGUAUUACUUUGACCAGCAAAAAUGUUAAAAGCUUGGAAAAAGUAUGCGGUGAUUUGAUCAAGAGCGCCAAGGAUAAGAAGUUGAAAGUUAAGGGACCGGUUAGACUCCCCACUAAAGUUCUCCGUAUCACCACGAGAAAAACUCCUUGCGGUGAAGGUUCUAAGACCUGGGAUCGCUUCCAGAUGAGAAUCCACAAGCGUCUCAUUGAUUUACAUAGCUCCUCUGAGGUUGUUAAACAAAUCACUUCAAUCCCAAUUGAACCCGGAGUUGAAGUUGAGGUUACCAUUGCUGAUGCUUCAUAA
This is a messenger RNA of Dimorphilus gyrociliatus, 444 nucleotides long. NCBI's taxonomy places the organism in Eukaryota, Metazoa, Annelida, Polychaeta, Dinophilidae. The record is from the annotation of a GenBank genome assembly.